UUAAUGUAAAACCUGCACACAUCAUAUUACCUGCCUAGAGCUCAGUGAACAUUUUUGCGUUAUUAGUUUAACAUCUAAGCAUACAGCCGUUACCAUGAACAAUACUACGACGACCUGUUGUGUAUUGUUGAGAUUAAUGUACACAAUUUUUUCCACUAACACCGAAGAAUCCACUGUUGAGAGCCCUACAAACAAUAUAGUCCUAAGAAGUUUAUUUAACACUUCGUGUCACAACGACGACGACUGUCAAGAUGUUCGAAUGUAUUGUCCGCCGGAAAUCGCCAAGUGUCAAUGCUCUAAAUUUCAUUACUGGGAAGAAGUCAUCAGGGAGUGCGCUCUAAAUAAAACAGAUCUAGAAGUAUGGUUAAAAGCCGCAGUUACAACACCGGCAACAAGUAAGGCAGAGGAUUUUGUAUUAGGCACGAUGCACACUCAAGUAAUAAUUCUGAUGGGAAUCGGUGCUGGAUGUAUAGUGGUUUGCGGUUUGUACGGGUGUUGUUGUCGGAACGAAGUGAACGUAGUAGUGAAACCCAGCAAGGAAAAAUUACUGAUCGCAAAACCGGCUAAAAGGAGAUCGUUCCGGUAAAAUAGAAAAGGGUUGAACGCGCCAACACGCCUACAAAAGUAUAUUAAUGUCUAUAGUGUUGACACAAAUAAGAUAUAAAAAAUUCAGUGUUGACUUUGUUGUCUUACAAAAAAAAAUAAACAAACAAACAAAUCAAAUUAAAUUAAAUUAAAUAUUAGAAAAAAAAUAGUUUACAAAAUGGUAUAUAUAAAGUCUUUUCUAAGAAUAUUAUAAAACGCCAUUAAUAAAAAAAAAAUAUUAUCUCCAUGCAAGUUAAGUUAAUUAUUAUUAUAAAUUAUAUUCGUUUGUUUUUCUUCUUGUUUUUAGUUGUAUUUAGUUUUGUACUCAUACAGUUUUUUCUUGUUUUUCAUUAUUCUCAUCUCCGUUGUGAUGUUUGUUGGCCGAAUCGACCGACAAGUCACAGUCAGCGCCGCCGUCGUCGUCGUCUGAUUUCGAUUUAGACUUUAGUUUUUGUUGUCUAUCAGACUUCUUACGAGAGGACGUCUUGUUCGUCUUACUGGCGGCUUCUUUGGUCUGCCCGAAAGGACAGUCGGCUAUAAGAUGGUCCGUGGCCUUGCAACUGUGACAACGCUUCGGCAUUGGUCCUUCAGUGCAUUUGGCUGCUAUAUGGUUUGCAAAAUCUCCGCAAUUGUAACAUCUAGUUCAAGAAUAAUUAUUUAAAAAAAUUCAAAAUUCUACGUGACAACAAGAACAAGGAUAUCGUUCCCCAGAUAUCUUUAAAAAACAUUUUCAUAUAAAUAUGGGACCCUUGAGAUGAUUUUAAAUCGAUAAUAAUUUUAUAAU
Messenger RNA from Adelges cooleyi (spruce gall adelgid), 1369 nucleotides. RefSeq lists its product as uncharacterized. The record is from RefSeq and is a predicted model, not a curated record. NCBI's taxonomy places the organism in Eukaryota, Metazoa, Arthropoda, Insecta, Hemiptera, Adelgidae. The transcript has 4 exons. The coding region runs from base 95 to 586 and encodes 163 amino acids.